AGGUUUCUGUCCUCUACGUUGUACAUCAGUGGGAUUCACUCUGCUGGAACAAAAUAAUGUCGUCUUCAACCCACUGAAGGAAAGGGAAUAUUUGUUCAUGCUUAUGAUGAUUUGACAGAAUUAACGUUUUAUUAACCAUGAUGGCAACACAGACAUUAAGUAUAGACAACUAUCAAGAUGGACAACAGAUGCAAGUAGUAACUGAGUUAAAAACUGAACAAGAUCCCAACUGCUCUGAAACUGAUGCAGAAGGGGUGAGUCCUGCCCCUGUAGAAUCUCAAACUCCAAUGGAUGCAGACAAGCAGGCCAUUUACAGGCACCCACUAUUUCCCUUAUUAGCACUAUUAUUUGAAAAAUGUGAACAAUCUACACAAGGCUCAGAAGGCACAACUUCUGCUAGUUUUGAUGUAGAUAUUGAAAAUUUUGUAAGGAAGCAGGAGAAAGAAGGAAAACCCUUUUUCUGUGAAGAUCCAGAAACUGAUAAUUUGAUGGUAAAAGCAAUCCAAGUUCUACGUAUCCAUCUGCUUGAGCUAGAAAAGGUUAAUGAACUCUGCAAGGAUUUCUGUAGUCGUUACAUUGCCUGCCUGAAGACAAAAAUGAACAGUGAAACUCUAUUAAGUGGAGAGCCUGGAAGUCCUUAUUCACCUGUGCAAUCUCAGCAAAUUCCAAGUGCCAUUGCAGGCACACUCAGUCCCCAAGGGAUUAUGGUGCCAGCAUCAGCAUUGCAGCAGGGAAAUGUAACUAUGGCAACAGUAGCAGGGGGGACAGUGUAUCAGCCAGUCACUGUGGUCACUCCACAAGGUCAAGUGGUGACACAGGCACUGUCACCUGGGACUAUUCGUAUCCAGAACUCUCAGCUUCAGUUGCAAUUAAACCAAGAUCUAGGCAUCUUGCAUCAAGAUGAUGGCUCAUCAAAAAAUAAAAGAGGAGUUCUUCCCAAGCACGCUACAAAUGUGAUGAGGUCUUGGCUUUUUCAGCACAUAGGGCAUCCAUAUCCGACAGAGGAUGAGAAGAAACAGAUUGCAGCACAAACAAAUCUGACACUACUCCAGGUUAACAAUUGGUUUAUCAAUGCUAGAAGGCGAAUUCUUCAGCCAAUGCUGGAUUCCAGUUGUUCUGAAACUCCAAAAACAAAGAAGAAAACAGCUCAGAACCGACCGGUUCAGAGGUUCUGGCCUGACUCCAUUGCCUCAGGAGUUGCUCAGCAGCAAUCUAACGAGCUCACGAUGUCAGAUGGUGCUGUUGUCACAAUUACAGCUCCAGUCAACAUGAAUGUAGACAGUCUCCAGUCUUUGUCAUCUGAUGGUGCUACUUUGGCUGUUCAGCAAGUUAUGAUGGCAGGGCAAAGUGAGGAUGAGUCAGUAGACAGCGGUGAAGAUGAUGGAGGAGAUCUCUCAACAACAAAUAUCAGUGGUCUGGUCUUGGAUAACAGCGAUUCUCUGCAGUAGGAAGCAAGAGAGUGUGACAAAAUGUUUAGGAAAAAGAAUGGACUGACUGACUGUUUUUAUAGUUUGCACAGCAAACAUUUUACACAAGUUUUAUUUCUAAUAUGUUUUAUAUGUAGAUAUAGAAGGGUGCACUUUUUUGUAUUUCAUAGUAAGCUUAAAGAGUGUUUUUGCAGGUGCAGUAACUUCUUUCAAAUGUGUUUUUUCAUUUCUUUUCUUAUUUCAGAAAAUUAUAUCUAGUAAUAUAAAGAACCACAUAAGCACCCCUUUGUUCCAUGAAUUGGAAGUGCUGCAAUUUCUAAAGAAUUAUGCAGUUUCAAUUAGUGCUGUUAUUUAACACAGCUCUUGAUGGGCAGGUGAUGUAAAUUUGAAGCAUGUGACACUAGUGUGUGGAACUUGAUCAUUAAGUUAGAUGCAUAUAUUUGAAAGAUGCUUCUGCACCUUAAAAACUGCUAGUCUGAGGUGGACAGCAACACACAUAAAAAGAAA
This is a messenger RNA of Fulmarus glacialis (Northern fulmar), 1934 nucleotides long. RefSeq names its product PBX/knotted 1 homeobox 1 (gene PKNOX1). The coding region runs from base 138 to 1448 and encodes 436 amino acids. Gene Ontology annotation, molecular function: DNA-binding transcription factor activity, RNA polymerase II-specific; RNA polymerase II cis-regulatory region sequence-specific DNA binding. The transcript is spliced from 11 exons. Lineage: Eukaryota; Metazoa; Chordata; Aves; Procellariiformes; Procellariidae. Gene Ontology annotation, biological process: regulation of transcription by RNA polymerase II; angiogenesis. The record is from RefSeq and is a predicted model, not a curated record.